UGAGCUAUCACUUCCGCAAGGUAUGUAAACCCAGAUUAAUGAUUUAUUCUUUGAUUAUUGAUGUCCUGGAAUUCUAACAGCCCAACUUGGGAAAAAAUCCUUGUUGUUUAUAGGAAAAUCAAGGACGGACGCACAUUUCAGCAGAAGAGCACAAACACGCACAACAGGAUGGGCCUCUCUCCAUCAGUUUACCCCCACCCUGUGUGUCAGAGGGUUUAGCCGGUCUGGAGAACAGAUGUCAAGUCUCUUUCCAUCUCUUUUGCUACCAACACAGCAAUGUGCUGCUCCAAGAAAACAUCUGUCUAAGCACUGACCAUCAGCAAAGGGGCCCCACGAAUUGGCUCAUCCGCCCUUUGAAACUUGCAAGUCUGUGUGCCACUCUAACUGCAAAAGUAUUUUGAGCCCUGCCAGAUUCCUCUCCCUUUUUCUACUUGAUCAACAGCACUAAAUGAGAUCAUUUUGAAAUGUUACUGAGAUGUGAAGUGUAAAAUAAUUAUUUAGCUCUGCAUACCACUUUUUCAUCGAUGCAGAUUUGUUUGCUUAAUCAGAAAGUCGACCGUCCAAACAAACAUCUUUCAAAGUUCAAGUAUUCUUGAGAAAAAAAAGUGAACUCCUUUGAACCACACAAUACACAAGUUCACGACAACAGCUUGCAAAAUGUGUCGCACUUUUUUGAUGUGGGCUUUCAGACGCCCCAUGAAGAACAAACAAAUGCAAAUUGGGACGCAUCUUGUCCCCUUCGUCUCACAGUUCUGAAAGUGUGAAAUUUGGAGGAGGGAAGAAACCCUCAUUAAUCUUACAUCACCUCUCAACUUAGAAUAUACAAUAAGUUAAUUAGCACUAUAAUUACUAAACAAAACCAAACCUAUAGGAUUUUACAAACUGAAACCCAUUAAUCACUUUUAGUUAGUGUUUUAAAUUAAAUUAAUCAUGUUUAAUCACUCAAGUAUUUUGCAGAAAUAAUGUCGAAUUGAGUAGAAUACUUAGAAGGUUUUGAGUUAGAAGUCUAAUUGCAUGUUUUAUCCAGCCAUAUGUAUUAAUUACAAUAUUAAACAGUUUGUUCAGACUUGUCUUAAAUUGGUUUACUUUUAUUAAUUGUGUAAGCUAUAGACACGUGCGUGUGUGUGUGUGUUGGGGGAGGGGUAUUGGAUGUGUGGGUGUCAACUAUUCCCCACCACUGUAUUCAUGAGCAACACAGGACAGAUGAAGACAUUUGGUGUUCUGUUGAUGAGUGCACAUGGGGCAUGAUGGGACACGAAGGGUUAAAUCGGUGGGGAGGGGAAGUGACAGCAAACCAAAAGAAAAGGGGGAUAUAAAAACACCAAAGGCUUCGUGGGCACGAGUCUGACUGUGUUUGUGCUGCUGGACUAAAGACACAGAACGACAGAAGGGAACGCACGGACGCGCGCACACACACUAGUAUUGAGCUGUGGUGUCGUGUGUUAUUUGACAGCGCGUUUUAAAGCAGAAGGUGUAUGUGGAUACUCUUGCGCAAGAGUAGCUCAUACACCCUCUUGAGGAGGACAGCUCAGAUGAGUUAGUCAGCGGAGGAACAUUGGCUUAUAGUGAACUACACUUCAUCCCUAAAGACGCAGUGGCAUUUGGAGAGGAUGACAGCACUUUGCGCAACGCAUAGGAGCGCAACAAUGUACCCAAACCAGAAGUUUUAUAUUAGACGUGAAGGACAGACCACGAGAAUUUGAAGUUGUUUGAACUGGGAGACUUUGUGUUUUUAAACAUAAGAAGAAUGCUUCAGGGUCUCAGACUUGUGUACUUGUGCCAGUGUACCUGAUUUACCUGCGCACAAGUAAAAGUUUUUCCUCUAUGAAAAAGUACAACUUUGUAUCUCAACGUCUGCUUGCUUUUCCAGUUUAUACUAAUGUUAAAGUAGAAAAGUAAAUACCUCAAUGGAAUCGUACACACCUUUGGAGUUUGUGGAAUUAACUUUUCAGUUUUUUAAAGGUAAUUCAAGUUAUUUCUGGAUAUCAGGAUUAUACCACAUUUAAGAACAGGAGCUAUAGAUCCCUGGUCCGUUUUCAAACGUGGAGUGAUUGGGCUUCUUUAAGAUCAUUUCUAGGCAGUUAAUCUUUUUUCCCGUGGGUAUUGCUCUUCUGGACCCCGCGGUGGCUCCGCAGUGGUGUGGCGGCUCCUCGUCCGCGGCGGAUCCGGAGAUCGGAAUAUCUGCAGCGGCAGGAGGCGGCAGCGGAAGCCCGGCAGUGGCGCAGGGUACUAAGAGCGCGCGAGUGAAGAGAAUGGUGCGGCUCGCGGCGGAGCUGCUGUUGCUGUUGGUACUCAUUCUUCUGACGUUACACAUCACGGUGUUGCGAAGCAGCCCGCUGCAGCACGGAAAUGACACUGUGAGCUCGGAGCAGGACUCGCGGUUGGCGGAGAAUAAUGUCAAUGCAGAAAGCAGUUCCUCAGUUAAGUUGGGACUGGGUGACAAACAGUCCCGGGUGCCUCAUAUUCCAGCGUCUCAGCCCUGGGUUCAGAGUCACGGGACAGGGGGCAGCCUGCAGAGAGAUGGACCAGGGGCUUUUCUGCUGGACCUGCAGAAGUUCCCUGAUCUUUCCAAAGCUGAUAUAAAUGGGAAAAACCCCAAUAUUCAGGUUACCAUAGAAGUGGUGGAAAGCCUGGAACGUUUGGAGCCAGAAAAGGGAAUACGCAAAGAAAACAAGCCUGGCAGGGCAACUCCUAACUGGAGGAACUGGUGGCAGCACUCGUCUUCUUCGUCCUCAUCUUCCGCGUCCACCCCAAAGGGGCCCGACGAACAGGAUUACCCCUACGAGAGCAACACAGAGGACAGCAACUUCGUCAAACCGCUUGGAGACUGGGAGCGCAGAGGGUCUGCUGGCACAGGGAGCAGAUCCCAGACUGAAUACGACUACAUAGACGGGGACGGUGACUGGAGUGGUUGGGCGCCAUGCAGCGUAUCCUGUGGAAACGGCAACCAGAAGCGGACCAGAUCAUGCGGCUAUGCCUGCACAGCCACAGAGUCACGGACAUGUGACAUGCCCAGCUGCCCAGGGAUUGAAGAUGCUUUCAAGACAGCAGCGACAGAAGUCAGCCUUCUCGCUGGCACUGAAGAGUUUAAUGCAACUGAGCUCUUUGGAGUUGAUACAGACAGUUGUGAACGUUGGAUGAACUGCAAGAGUGAGUUCCUCAAGAAAUACAUGAGCAAAGUGGCCAACGACCUGCCCAGUUGCCCCUGCUUUUACCCAACAGAGGUGGCCUACAGCACCGCAGACCUCCACGACGCCACCACAAAGCGCAAGUUCCGCUGGAAGGACGCCAGCGGACCAAAGGAGAAGCUGGAGAUCUACAAACCCACUGCUCGCUAUUGCAUCCGUUCCAUGCUAACGCUGGAAUCCACCACACUGGCAGCCCAGCACUGCUGCUACGACGACAGCAUGAAGCUCAUCACACGAGGCAAAGGGGCCGGAACGCCCAACCUCAUCAGCACAGAGUUCUCCGCUGACCUGCAUUACAAAGUGGACAUCCUACCAUGGAUCAUCUGCAAAGGUGACUGGAGCCGCUACAACCAGGCUCGAACUCCUAAUAACGGACAGAAAUGUGCAGAGAACCCUCAGGAUGAGGACUACUACAAACAGUUUGAGGAGGCCAGAGAGUUUUGAGCUGAUGAUAGUAUGAACUUUCUAAAACAGAAGCAGAACUCAUUUUGAAAACUGGCUGUGUGAUUAAACAGGACUUGCUAUGAGAAACAGAUGACACAGCCAACAACAAGCACAGAAGAUCUUCAUCCUCCAGAACCUAUGGUUGGUCUUUUCAGGGUGUUUUCAUGGAAAUACUAAUACCAAGUAACUCAUUUGGUUCUCUUUGUAUUGUUUAUCUAUAAUACUUGGGUAUCAGAUUUUUUUAUAAGGAGUAAAAGGGGAAAAAACUAAAGGGAAGUCAUAUCAGGAAUCACCCAACCAAUGAUCAGCUGACAGCGAGAGAACAUGCAGUGGGAAGCCCUCUCCUCAGGAUUCUUGGACAGAUGCAAGGAUAUCGCUUACAGUAUUCAGGUUCCUGUGUAAACAUGCAUAUAUUUGUCUAGUUGGAUGAAUAGAGUUUCUAUAUAAUGUCCUGUUGUAUCACUUUUCCUUUUUUGCUAAAAACAAAACAGUCCUGAAUAAUUCUUGCUAAAUAUUUAUUGAGUCAUAGUUAUGUGUCAAUGGUAGGGUUUGUGCAUAUAGAUGUAUGGACACAUUUUGUGUGCUAAAUAAAUAGUCACAUUAACCAUCAAAUGUCACAGACCCUCAAUGUGUAAGACUUGCAGGAGAUGAUUCCAUAGGAACUGCAUAGGUUGAAGGGAUCUUCUAUGACAGUCAAAUAAGAUCCGUCUUCAGAUAUUAAAUACUAAGCCAUUUCACAAGACUCUUAUUAGCUCUAUCCAGAAACAGACCUAAGCUCCGCUUUUGAUGUCGGAUGCAAAAUACCUACCCAUUUAAACGGGAAACAAAUUCUUUUUUGAAAGCAUAAUCAUAUUCUCAUUUUUCUGACUAUGAUCAAGCAAUCACAUGAAUAGAGGGCUGCAAUCUCAGGACCAAUGCUGAAACUUCAGAACAUCCCUUCAGAUGUUUGUAUCAAUGUUUCACUCUUUUCUGCUGGACCAAUCCUAGGUCAAAAUUUGACCCGUACAGUGACAUAAUAAUAGACAUUUAGAUUUACUUUGCCUUA
Messenger RNA from Carassius gibelio (silver crucian carp), 4677 nucleotides. RefSeq names its product isthmin-1. The record is from RefSeq and is a predicted model, not a curated record. The coding region runs from base 2253 to 3632 and encodes 459 amino acids. Gene Ontology annotation, biological process: negative regulation of angiogenesis. The transcript is spliced from 6 exons. Lineage: Eukaryota; Metazoa; Chordata; Actinopteri; Cypriniformes; Cyprinidae.